This is a messenger RNA of Ascochyta rabiei, 2049 nucleotides long. RefSeq lists its product as uncharacterized. NCBI's taxonomy places the organism in Eukaryota, Fungi, Ascomycota, Dothideomycetes, Pleosporales, Didymellaceae. The transcript is spliced from 3 exons. Gene Ontology annotation, molecular function: DNA binding; zinc ion binding. The record is from RefSeq and is a predicted model, not a curated record. Bases 1 to 2049 code for a protein of 682 amino acids. Gene Ontology annotation, biological process: DNA-templated transcription.
AUGGCCAUUCUUCUGAAGGACCUGAGAUCGUGCGCAAACGCAGACGACGAUGCCAGGAUUGUGGAGCUCUUGGAUGCUGUCGACGAGGAGAUAUCAGAGUUCCGGCAUACAAGAGCACCGUCAAUAGCGGACAUGGACGCCAGCGGUUCCCAAGAAGGCUGCGAACUGGGUGCUUGGGACCAGCAGGAUGAGCUCGACAUGGAAUCGUUGGACCUUCUUGACGAAGAUUUGCAUAUCAACGAUCGGACGCGUGCAACAGGCUUUGUGGGGAGAAACUCCGAGGUCCAAUGGCUGCGAGCUGUCACAUUGGCGCAGUCAGAGCGGACAGACGAAGAAGCCAGUGGAGCCUUUUGGCGAAAAGUAUCGCACGCACCGGGCAUUGGCAGCGAACAAAUCAGUUCGUACAGCUUCUGGACCGAUGGCGAAAGUGUGGAAACCAAUUUCUUUGUUGAUCCGUAUGAACUACCGCCCCUCGAGGUCGCGGAAAGGCUUUUAGGUUGCUACAUGAGCAAAGUACACGACUCGUUCCCGAUAUUGAUGCGUAAAACUUUUGAGGAUCAGUUCCGCAAGUACUUCACGGCACGCCAAAACGGGAACGCCCCACGCCUCAGCCCGAAGUGGCAGGCAAUCCUCAAUAUUGUGUUCGCCAUUGGUGCCAAAUACUCGCACUUAUCGAAGGCUAGUUGGCGAGCGGAUGAACGCGAUCACAUCAUCUAUCAAGCAAGAGCCAGAGCUUUCGGCUUGAAAGAAGGUACACUCACAAACCAUUCGGACGUUCCUCAAAUACAGAGCCUCGGGCUUCUUGCAUUCUAUUGGUUGUGUGUGGGACAGGUCAGCCGUGCCUGGGUGAUCAUCGGGGCAGCCCUCCGAUUUGCGUAUACGCUUGGUUUCCAUGUCCGCAAUGAGGAUCCAUCGGCCACAGCAUGGAAACGAGAGACGCUCAUUCGUACAUGGUGGAGUCUCUACUCGCUCGAACGAACUCUCAGCAUCGUGACUGGUCGUCCGAGCAUGAUUGUAGACUCAUGUUGCUCUGUGCCGCUCCCGAUUCCAGUGACAGAAGAGCAAAUCUCGGAUGAACUAGAAGCUGUGUACCGGCCACGCAAGGGGAGUUUGAGUUUGACGUCCAUGAGCCAAGGCUGGUCGAGCGGUAUGGUUGAUCCGCCCGGUACACCGGUAGGACUGGGUACUAUGGAGGCGAACUCAGGGUCGUACUUCAGGGCCGAAGCCCAGUUGUCGAUCAUCACUCAGACCAUACUCAAAUCGCUUUAUUCGGCAUCCGCCAUGACGAGAUCUUUGAGAGAACACCAGCAAGAGAUGAACCAGCUGGGUCAGCGCCUCGAUCGUUGGGUGCUAUCACUCCCUAAGGAGUUCAACUUUCAAGAUCCCGUCAACAAGACCAGGGAGGCGUUUGCGCGGGAACGCAUGCUUCUUGGUUUUCAGCUUUGCGGCGCGAGAAUACUGGUGGGACGACCGUGCCUUGUUACACGAAAGCCAGCCUCGAGAGAAUCCAACGAGGCAAGUUUUGGGAGGCGGAUGAGCAGCAGCUGUAUCGAAGCAGCGAAAACGGUCGUGGACUUUCUCCCGGAUGAGCCAAACGCUCAAUUCAUAUACGACCAGGGUCCUUGGUGGUGUAUCGUUCACCAUCUUAUGCAAGCCGUCUCUGUGUUCCUGCUAGGCCUGUCAGAUAUUCCGUCUACGUCGCAGGACAGCGAAUCGCUGAUGCUUUAUACGAAGAAGGUCGUUUGGUGGUUGCAAAGCAUGCACGAUCCUGUGGCUGAGCGAGCCUACCAUGUUGCCACGAGCUCUUUUGAAACGGUGUCGAGACGAUACGGCAUUGGUGCAUCUGGUCUGUGGAGGAUGGACUCGACACAAGGAAGUGUGGUAGAAUCGGCCCUUGAUUCCAUGAUGGCAGGUCAUCCGGCGCAAUUCGUUCCGCAGAGCACUCCCGUGGCAAGCUAUGCAGCGUACAGCACCGCACCGAUGAGUGCAACGUUUGCGGCGUAUAGCGGGGCGUCUGUGUUCAGCGACAACAACUACAUGGCCAAAUGA